Molecule: messenger RNA, 1045 nt
Organism: Helicoverpa armigera (cotton bollworm)
Lineage: Eukaryota; Metazoa; Arthropoda; Insecta; Lepidoptera; Noctuidae
Product: serine protease snake
Exons: 10
Coding region: 154-1035 (293 amino acids)
Biological process (GO): proteolysis
Molecular function (GO): serine-type endopeptidase activity
Source: RefSeq, a predicted model, not a curated record
AAUCGAACAUACACAGUUGUUUUGUUAUUAUUUGUUUAUUUUUCUUUUGUUUUAAGUAAAUAUGCUGAAGACACUCCUUGUGAAUUACCUGACGGGAGUGAAGGAAUCUGCUUCAACUUGGAGCACUGUGUUGAAGGGCCCGCAGGCAAAACUAUGAGAAAUAUUGUUUAUCCAAAGUUCUGUUCAAUGGACGUUUUCGUGCCUACAUUAUGCUGUAAACAGUGUAAAUCUGUGGAUAACUCCAGCGAACCAGAAGCUAUAAUGCGGGGGGCAGGUUUAGCUGGUGUAGUCGGCGGCUUCGACGCCGAAGGAUAUAAAUAUCGUCACAUGGCUCUGCUAGGCUAUGGAGAAGAUCCAAAGAAUGCGAUGUGGCUGUGUGCUGGCUCCAUCAUCAGUGACUACUAUAUCCUCACUGCAGCUCACUGCACCUCAAGUCCUAUCUCAGGUAUAAAAUUCGCAGCGCUGGGCGUACUGAGACGAACUGAUGACUUCCAUAUGUGGCAGAUAUAUGAUAUCGCGCAAGUUAUACCAUAUCCUGACUAUGAACCACCUUCUAUGUACGAUGACAUCGCGUUACUGGAGACCACGUCUAGAAUAAGAUACAACGCGGAAGUAGCCCCAGCAUGUUUGUAUAAGAGUCAUGACAUACCUGACAUCGCCGCGGCCGCCGGCUGGGUAGACCUCGCCAAUAAGCAACCCGUGCCUGAACACUUGCAAAUCGUGUAUAUGACAAAGUUCUCUGACGAGGAAUGCAGAAGACAGUUCCCACGACAUGAACAUCAUCUUCAGAAGGGCUAUGACAACGUCACUCAAGCUUGCUACGCGGAUAUUUAUAAUUUUGGAGAUACAUGUGAGGGCGAAAGUGGCGGGCCCCUUCAAGUAAAGACGGAAAACUCUAAGAAGUCAGUUUGUGAACACACUAUAUUUGGCAUCACGUCUUUCGGGAAGACUUGUGGAGCUGGCGUGCCAGGGAUGUAUACCAGGGUCUCACAUUACGUGCCCUGGAUCGAGAGCCAUACUAAGAGGCUGCCUUGAAAGACAUUAA